CUUCCACCCUCCCCCUUUUGCGUGAAGGAUGUAGACGUGUUUGCAUAUUGAAAACUGUCGUUAGAAACGCUGGAAGGAAGGGAGCGUCAUGCGGGAGCAGCGACAUGGGGAGGGUUAUAUGUUUUUCAUUCUUUUAAAGGUUGUGCAACGUAAUCCAUCGCAGCAGUGCGUUUGAUGUACGCUCAGAGACAAAGGAGAAACCAAACCUGACUGAUCUGGAGCUGGAAAUAAAGAGGCUUUGGGAGGCUCGUGGUCGGCUCAGAGUCACCCACCGCGUUUUUUCUUCUUAUUUUUUAAGCCGUUUUUACGCGCAAAGCUUCAACGUUCAUUAAAACUUUUGGGGAUAUUUAUAUAAUAUCUUUUUUUAAAUUUUUUAAUUAAAUACAUCUUCAUUGAUGAUCUCAUAUCUCGACCACUGCUGGAUCUAAGCCUGUAACGGUUUCUUACCAAAUAUAGCCACUGUUCGUGCGUCUUGACGGAGCGGAGCGAGCCUAGAUUGGAUAUUUGCAGCGCUGCCAAAGUUUAUAAUUAAAUCUUCAGCUCGUUUUGAGACAUUACGGUUUUGUACUACCAAGUCAUCUUUUUUAAAUUUGUUUAUUCGCUACUUGAAUCAGUCUCUUUGUUAUUUUAAACAGAACUGUGGUUUUUAUUGAUAUUUUUGUGCCCAUUGUGAAUGCACGCUGACUUAAACUCGCUGUGCAGCCAUUUUUAAGUCUUUGAUUUACAAGCCAGUCUUGAGUCACUGAACACGCUGCUCAACCUGCUCUGGACUGCAGCUUUUAUUCCGUGCACAAUCAAUAUCAGCAGCUUUUUGUUUGUUUUGUUUUGUUUUCACGAAUCCGCAACAAUGAGUUUUUGUGCGUCAGGCUCUGGGCGCGGUGGUGGAUGUGCCAUGGCUCAGGUUUUCCUCACCAUCUGUUUGUUGGUGCUCGGGUUGACGGUGGGUUGGACUGGAGCCGAAGCUGAGCAAGCCAAUCCGACCGAGGGGAGCCCACCGGCGGUCACCCUCCGUACACUGAUAACAGGAACCUGCCAGGAGGUCCAGCGUUACGCGGAGUCCGUGGUGGGGAGCGGCGUGAUCCGGUCAGCUGCUGAGAGUGCAGUGUUGUUUCUUGAGUCAAUGCUUGGUCAGGAGAACAUCUAUACGGUGGCCAUGUUCUUUCAGAUGGUGAUCCGAUUCCUGGCUGAAGGAGCUGCCAGCGGCCUGAACGUCAUCGCUGUUUAUGUCACAGAGAUCCUCAGGGUCACAGGAUUCGAUGUGGCAUUAACGUUGCCCCGCUUCACUCCAGAGGGCGUGACUGCCAUCGCCCAGUGGGGUCUGGUGGCCCUCAUUGGCUACUGGGUGCUGACCAUUGUCCUCCGUCUGCUGAUUUGCGUGGUGAGGCGGGUGUUCUGGGUGGUGAAAACCGUCUUGGCGCUCUGGCUUUUUGGACUCAUUGUGACUGAUAAGACCGCCACUGCAGACACCACGGCGGUUCGAUUGGGUGGACUGGUUCUGGGAUGCGUCUUGUUAACUCUGCUCACUUCGGGCUCUGAAAAGACUUGUAGUGUGGACAACCGGCUGAGCUCCCUGGAAGGCCGGCUGAAGGCUGUAGAGAAGAGGAAAGGGGAAUAGUGACCGGAGAGGGUGGAGGGGAAAGGGGUUAAGAUGGACACGGGUGAUGGCCAGCUAAGAAAAUAGAUAACAUUGAUGAUUUCUGUAUGUGUGUCAAACUAUUAUGGGAAAUAAAAUCUCUGGGAUUUUUAAUCAGAAA
This is a messenger RNA of Larimichthys crocea (large yellow croaker), 1754 nucleotides long. RefSeq names its product transmembrane protein 109. The transcript has 4 exons. Gene Ontology annotation, biological process: cellular response to gamma radiation; intrinsic apoptotic signaling pathway in response to DNA damage by p53 class mediator. The record is from RefSeq and is a predicted model, not a curated record. The coding region runs from base 848 to 1615 and encodes 255 amino acids. NCBI's taxonomy places the organism in Eukaryota, Metazoa, Chordata, Actinopteri, Sciaenidae.